UUGAUGACCAAGAAGAGUUGAUGGCCACAGAUAGUGCCAUUGAGAUCUUGGGCUUCACUUCUGAUGAAAGAGUGUCCAUCUAUAAGCUCACAGGGGCAGUAAUGCAUUAUGGGAACCUGAAAUUCAAGCAGAAGCAGCGUGAGGAGCAAGCUGAGCCAGAUGGCACUGAAGUUGCUGACAAGGCUGCCUAUCUUCAGGGUCUGAACUCUGCUGACCUGCUCAAAGCCCUCUGCUACCCCAGGGUCAAGGUCGGCAAUGAGUUUGUCACCAAAGGCCAGACUGUAGAGCAGGUGUACAACGCAGUCGGUGCUCUGGCCAAAGCCGUCUACGAUAAGAUGUUCCUCUGGAUGGUCGCCCGCAUCAACCAGCAGCUGGACACCAAGCAGCCCAGGCAGUACUUCAUCGGGGUCUUGGACAUUGCUGGCUUUGAGAUCUUUGAUGUGAGUUCAGAAACGUUGUAGCAGAAAAAUUUAUAA
This is a messenger RNA of Equus quagga, 476 nucleotides long. RefSeq names its product myosin-1-like. Gene Ontology annotation, cellular component: myosin complex. The coding region runs from base 21 to 461 and encodes 146 amino acids. Lineage: Eukaryota; Metazoa; Chordata; Mammalia; Perissodactyla; Equidae. Gene Ontology annotation, molecular function: ATP binding; cytoskeletal motor activity. The record is from RefSeq and is a predicted model, not a curated record. The transcript has 4 exons.